UCGGAGAGCGCCGCGCGCCGCGACCUGAGGGACUGGGGAAGCGGCCCGAGCCGGGCAGGACUGAAGCCUGCGAGCCCGCCUCCCUCCGCACCCUCAGCUUCCCAAGCUGGCAGGCGGCUAGUGGAGGCUGAGAAAGGUGCCUAAGUCGGGAGCCAGAGUCAUCCCUCUGGGACGCCGCCGCCGCCGUCCAGCAGCGGCUCCCUCACACCUUUUUAAAAUGAAGAAGUUUAAUUUCCGAAAAGUUUUGGAUGGCUUAACUGCCUCCUCCCCUAGCGGCAGUGGCAGUAACAGUGGUGGCGGCGCUGGUAGUGGUUCCGUGCAUCCAGGAGGGACUGCAGGGCUUCUCAGAGAGGAGAUUCAGGAGACCCUGACUUCAGAGUAUUUCCAUAUUUGCAAGACAGUUCGGCAUGGUUUUCCUCACCAGCCUACAGCAUUAGCCUUUGAUCCAGUUCAGAAAAUCUUGGCUAUUGGGACGAGGACAGGUGCUAUACGAAUACUUGGAAGACCUGGUGUUGAUUGUUAUUGCCAACAUGAAAGUGGUGCGGCUGUCCUGCAGCUUCAAUUCUUGAUCAAUGAGGGUGCUUUGGUUAGUGCAAGUUCAGAUGAUACACUUCAUCUGUGGAACCUUAGACAAAAAAGGCCAGCUAUUCUUCAUUCUCUUAAAUUUAACCGAGAACGAAUUACUUACUGUCAUCUACCUUUCCAGAGUAAAUGGCUCUAUGUUGGAACAGAAAGAGGAAAUACACAUAUUGUAAAUAUUGAAUCUUUCAUUCUUUCUGGAUAUGUUAUCAUGUGGAACAAGGCAAUUGAACUAUCCACAAAGACUCAUCCAGGUCCAGUUGUACACUUAAGUGAUAGCCCAAGAGAUGAAGGGAAACUACUAAUAGGUUAUGAAAAUGGAACUGUAGUAUUCUGGGACUUGAAAUGUAAAAGAGCAGAACUGAGAGUUUAUUAUGAUGAGGCUAUUCACUCAAUUGACUGGCAUCAUGAAGGCAAACAAUUCAUGUGCAGCCAUUCAGAUGGUAGCUUGACUUUAUGGAACCUGAAAAGUCCAAGUCGCCCUUUCCAGACCACAAUUCCACAUGGAAAAAGUCAAAGGGAAGGAAGAAAAUCUGAAUCUUGUAAACCAAUUCUUAAAGUAGAAUACAAGACCUGUAGAAACAGUGAACCAUUCAUAGUAUUUUCUGGUGGACUGUCCUAUGACAAAGCUUGUAGAAGACCUAGUUUAACCAUCAUGCAUGGAAAAGCAAUUACAGUGCUUGAAAUGGAUCAUCCUAUUGUUGAAUUUCUCACUUUAUGUGAAACACCCUAUCCAAAUGAAUUUCAAGAACCCUAUGCUGUUGCAGUACUUCUGGAGAAAGAUCUUAUUGUAGUUGAUCUGACACAAAACAAUUUUCCAAUCUUUGAAAAUCCAUAUCCCAUGGACAUUCAUGAAUCUCCAGUUACGUGUACAGCAUACUUUGCUGAUUGCCCACCAGAUUUGAUUCUAGUACUGUACUCUGCAGGAGUCAAGCAAAAAAAGCAAGGAUACAGUAAUAAGGAGUGGCCAAUCAAUGGAGGAGCUUGGAACCUUGGAACACAAACAUAUCCAGAAAUUAUUAUUACUGGUCAUGCUGAUGGAUCAAUAAAGUUUUGGGAUGCUUCUGCAAUAACUCUGCAGAUGCUGUACAAGCUUAAAACUUCAAAAGUGUUUGAAAAACAGAAAGUAGGAGAAGGAAAACAAACAUGUGAAAUUGUAGAGGAAGAUCCAUAUGCCAUUCAGAUGAUUUACUGGUGUCCAGAGAGCAGAAUAUUCUGUGUAUCAGGAGUCUCUGCAUAUGUCAUAAUUUAUAAAUUCAGCAGGCAUGAAAUUACAACAGAAAUAGUGUCAUUAGAGGUACGACUUCAGUAUGAUGUUGAAGACAUUAUUACUCCAGAACCAGAAACAAGUCCUCCAUUUCCAGAUGUCUCAUCUCAGCUUCCUUCUUCAAGGAGUCUUUCUGGGAGCACUAACACUGUGGCUAGUGAAGGAAUAACAAAGGACAGUAUUCCAUGUCUUAAUGUUAAGACACGACCAAUACGAAUGCCUCCAGGGUAUCAAGCAGAACUUGUUAUUCAGUUGGUGUGGGUGGAUGGUGAACCUCCCCAACAGAUUACCAGUCUUGCUGUGAGCUCAGCAUAUGGAAUAGUUGCAUUUGGGAACUGCAAUGGGUUGGCUGUGGUGGAUUUUAUACAGAAGACAGUACUGUUAAGCAUGGGGACCAUUGACCUGUAUAGAUCAAGUGACCUAUACCAACGACAACCACGGUCUCCUCGAAAAAACAAGCAGUUCAUUGCAGACAACUUUUGCAUGCGUGGCCUGUCUAACUUUUAUCCUGAUUUAACGAAACGGAUCCGUACUUCCUAUCAGAGUUUAACUGAGCUAAAUGACAGUCCAGCUCCCCUGGAACUUGAACGUUGCAAGUCUCCCACUUCAGGACUUGCUACCAGAACUCCUGAGGCAGCACCAGCCUUUUAUAGGAAUGAAAUACCAGCUGUGAGACAGAGGAAUCAAGUACAUCACUUGCCAGUUAAAGGAUCAAGAAAGUUAAGUCUGCCAACAGAUCUUAAAGCUGAUCUUGAUCACAUAAAUGGACACUGCACAAGUCCAACUUCUCAGAGUUGCAGUUCUGGAAAACGUCUUUCUAGUGCUGAUGUUUCAAAAGUAAAUCGCUGGGGUCCUGGAAGACCACCAUUUCGAAAAGCACAGUCAGCUGCUUGCAUGGAGAUUUCUUUACCAGUUACAACAGAAGAAAGCCGAGAAAAUUCCUGUAAUCGUUCUAGAAGUUCCAGCAUCUCCAGUAUUGACAAAGAUUCAAAAGAAGCAAUUACAGCACUAUACUUCAUGGAGUCCUUUGCUCGGAAAAAUGACCCUACUAUCUCCCCUUGUUUGUUUGUUGGAACUAGUCUGGGAAUGGUGUUAAUCAUCUCCCUGAACCUACCUUCAGCAGAUGAACAAAGAUUUACAGAGCCAGUCAUGGUGUUGCCCAGUGGUACAUUCCUCUCAUUGAAAGGAGCUGUGCUAACAUUCUCCUGUAUGGACCGAACUGGCAGAUUAAUGCAACCACCAUACGAAAUUUGGAGAGAUCCAAACAACAUAGAUGAAAAUGAAAAAUCUUGGAGAAGGAAACUGGUCAUGAACUGCCCCUCUCCAUCUCAAGAAAUAGGAGAUCAUCAGUAUACAAUAGUCUGCUCAGAAAAACAAGCCAAAGUCUUCUCGCUGCCUUCGCAGACUUGCCUUUAUGUUCAUAACAUCACGGAGACGUCUUUUAUACUGCAAGCAGAUGUGGUAGUCAUGUGUAACAGUGCCUGCUUGGCAUGCUUUUGUGCCAAUGGGCAUAUCAUGAUGAUGAGCUUACCUAGUCUACGCCCAGUGUUGGAUGUUAAUUAUUUGCCACUGACAGACAUGAGGAUAGCAAGGACAUUUUGUUUUACCAAUGAAGGACAAGCAUUAUACCUCGUCUCUCCUACUGAAAUUCAGCGAUUAACAUACAGCCAAGAGAUGUGUGAUAAUCUACAGGACAUGCUCGGAGAUUUGUUUACUCCCAUAGAGACACCAGAGGCUCAAAACAGAGGCUUUCUCAAGGGCCUGUUUGGUGGAAGUGGACAAACGUUUGACAGAGAAGAGCUCUUUGGGGAAGCUUCAGCAGGAAAAGCAUCCCGCAGCCUUGCGCAGCACAUUCCUGGACCGGGUGGUAUAGAAGGGAUGAAAGGCGCUGCUGGAGGGGUGAUGGGAGAGCUGACCCGCGCGCGGAUGGCUCUGGACGAGAGGGGCCAGAGGCUCGGAGAGCUGGAAGAGAAAACCGCAGGCAUGAUGACGAGUGCCGAAGCGUUUUCCAAACAUGCGCACGAGCUAAUGUUGAAAUACAAGGACAAGAAAUGGUACCAAUUCUAAACACCUAAAGAAGCUGUGACUGCUUUGAGAAAUCAUUAUUCAGGGAAACCAAAUUUAUUCCCAGAGUCACUAUUCAACUGCUAGAAGACAGUUUCUUCUACAAAAUGUUUCAUUACAGUCCAUCGGAAGUUAUCAUAAGGGAGAUUUUUGAGAGACACUGUACAACCCAAAGACUGGAACCCUGGCUAAAAUCCCAAGAUAUAGCUGAAUUUGUCUUUGCCAUAUGGAAUAGAGCUAUCAUCUUGGCAUGUCGUUUACAAAGGAUUUACAUUUAGGAACUACAGGGAGUCCUUCUUAUUUGAAAAAAAUUCUGUACAAACAAACAGAUUAAUGCACUUAAUGAAAAAAAUCUUUGCAUGAUAAAUUAACAUCUUAAGAGGAAAAGAAAAAAAGCAUGUUGUGACAGAAGAAAAAAAAUUUAUGGUUAACUAUUUUUGUAAAUGGGCCACACCUUACAAUUUUUAAAAAUCUGCAUUUGAAGAUAUCAGUGCAUUUCAACUACAUUUGCCAUACCCAACUGAAAAAGAAUAGAAAACCAGAGUUUUGUUCACAUUAUUCUAGGACAUCAUUGAAUUCUUGUGGCAAGAGUCUAAUGUUCUUCUCUCUAUAUAAUACAUCAUUCACAGUUCUCAGUCAUAAUCAAGUAUAGCCAGUAUAGUAAAUUAUUCCUAACACAAUCAUUUCCAUUUCUUUUACCUUCAGAACAAGUUGCUAUUUUUAGUCACAAACCAUGCAGAGUUAGGUGAUCCCAAAACAUCCCUUCAGCCUGACUUGUACUCUGCAGGGGAGUUGAUGAUGGGUCUGAGAAGUUAUAUAGGGACAGUGCAGUUAGCUUUGAGAACUGACUUCACACACUCUGGUUUCAGUCUCUAGAGCGACAUAUUUUUAAUGCUCCAUUUGUGUCCUUGUCUGCCAAUCACACAGUAUAUUACUGUUUAAACCCAGGGGGGUCUUCAAUCCAAAGGUGCUCUUGCAGCCUGACACUCACAGACCAAACUGGUCAUUCUCUUUAGUAUGAUUCAGUAAAACCUCAGUUAAUGUUUUGGGAAAGGGAUUCUGAUUUAUUUCAUUUCUGAUUAACAAGGGCUUUCAUUAGAAAAUACUUUUUGGUUCAAUACUUAUUACUAAAAUCUUUAUAAAAUUUAGUGGUAUUUGCUAUCUUGGCUUGCCACGAUUAUGGACAGCAGAAAUAGAGAGAGUUUAGUGAUACAAAAUCAGUAAUUUUGCCACUCAUUAGACUAGGUAAUAUAAGCCAUAGGAUUAUGUUAAUAGAUACCAAACACCUAUUCCUUACUAAAACUUUUAAAUGGAAUAAAGAAUAUCUUUGACAUGAUAAAAGUUAUCUAUCAUAACUCAACAGAGCACUAUUAAAGGCAAAGUAAAACAAAGAUAAUGCACUCUUAUUUAACAUGAUUCUGGAAGUCUAAAGUCAUAAGAAAUGAAUACGGAACCCAUGCUGUAAUACAUUGUUCCUUUAAAGAGAAUGUCUUCAAAAGAAUAAUAGAUUUGGCUUAUUGUAUUUUGAUUAAUCAAGGCCUUACUAUAUUUAUAUUUGUGUUUCUUAAGAAUUCACUAUUUUCCUAAAGUCCAGAUUACUUAGUCAAAAAUAAUAUUGGAGUGUUUGUGGAUUUUUUUGUAUUUAACUUUUAUUUGUUUGAAGUGACACUUCCUUUAAAUGUUCUCAGUAAUUCUAAGAAAAGCAAAGAUGAUGGAAAGAGUCAGAAAAUGCAUACCAGGAUAGCAUUUCUCAGAGUCCUUGAAUUCUCCUGAUUUCUCAGAAUAGCCUUUCCAUGAAUCUGUACAGAUUCCUGUGAACAGCGUUGGGGUAACAGAACCUGACUUGGAAAUGCAAACAUGAGACAUAAAAUUAUAUAGCAAAAAUAUUAAGGAAAUUUGAGUCCAGAAUUUAGAAAACUUCAUAACAAACUGCAGAAGACUAUUUGUACCAUCAGUUUCAAGGACCCAGUUUUCUGAUUUUCUGAACAGAUACCUUAUCAUUUCAACAUUUAAAAAAAAACCUAAAAGAGCAAAAUAGUAGUUUAUUUUAGGAAUGAUGAAAUUCAGUCCAAAAUGGUAUUAAAUUCAAUGAAUAUCUCUGAAGUCAGAGUUAAUUUGUUCUCUACCAGGGUUUCUUAACAGUCGCACUAUUAACAGAACAUUCUUUGUUAUGGGGACCAUCCUGUGCACGUGGGAUGUUUAGCGACAUCCCGGGCCUCUGUCCACCAGAUGCCAGGUAGCAACCCCCAGGUAUGAGUAUCAGAAAUGUCUCUAGAUGUUGCCAAAGUGCUCCCAGUUGAGAGCCACUGUUAUACAUCACUUAAAGGCAGGUGAAGUGUGAAUAAGUAAUAAAUGCCUUGUAUAAAAUUAAAUAUCAUAAGUACACAGUGUCUUAAAACAAAUCAUACCCAAAAUUACAUGUGUGGUUCACAUGCAAUAAAAUACUAUUUUGGAGUAAGCUUAUAUGAACCAGUGAAAAACAACAAUUACAGAAUAUUUUAAAGCAUACCAAGAAAAAAACCGAAAGGACAAGAUAGCAUUUCGUUGAGAUUAAAAUUCUGGCUGUAAUGAAAAGAUCAAGUUUAUAAUUAGCAUAUCAAUUGGAAGUAAACAGGUGCUUCUGAAAUGCUUGAAAAGAAUGGGUUCCUUUAAGUAUUCUAAAUUGUCUUUCAAUAUUUUUAUAAAACCUUUCUUACUGUAAAGGUAACGUCAUCCCACAAACUCCUGAUUAGUGGAACACAAAUUAAUGGGGUUUUACUGUAUCAAAAUUAUUUUUAUAAUUCAGAGAGCAAUAACAAGAAUCUAAUGUGGGUGUAAUUUUUCUCUUUGAACAUUUCUGUUCUGUUGUACUGACCUUAGCACGUGUAGAUACACACACCAUCACCACCACCACCACUGUCUUUGGAAAAGAAGUACUGUUGAUCAAUGUCAUUCUUUACAUCUCUCUUCUCUACUAUCUAAAUCUUUGCCUUUAUCUUGGAACAUAAGAAAAAUACUCCUACUACCUUGGACAAUGAUAGAGAAAAUGACUGGGCCUUAGUUGUCAUCACAAUUACAUUGUAUCUGCUAAGGUGGCACCAGAAGGUAAGGCUUGCAAACUAGCCUCUCUGAGUUGCCCUUAUCUCCCUAUGACCCACUCAAGAGAUAAGCCCUUCUUUCACUACAAUGAAAUGAUCCACUAACCUUGGAGUCUGGAGAGGAUGUUUAGCAUUUAUUUAAUACCCUGGGUCAGUAAGACUCAGACUUAGUACCCCCGUCAUCAGGGUUGCUGCCUAACUGUGGAAGGACAGUGACAGAACUGAAUAAAGUGUUUUCCAAUAAUUUAGUCAUAAAGACAAUUCUUCGAAUCUUUUAUAUAAUCUUUGAGAGAUUCUCAAGUUAAUAAAUGAGAAUCCAGCUCUCUAUUCCUCAAAGAUCUUAAGGAAUUAUAAAGGAAAAAAUUUACUGUUGGAGUCCCUUUUUAUGUGACCUAUGUGUCCAAUUUUAGAGAUACCAUCUGUCUAUAAUCUGCAUAAGGAAUCACCAUGGCUUUGAGAAAGAUAAAAACAAUUAUGCCUCAAGUUGGUUGAAAAAGAUUAAGAGUUAGCUUUUUGAGAUUCUUGGUUAUAAAAUUUUUGGCAAUAGGGAAAAUGAAGCAGGUCUAGAAAAGUAAGCUACAGAUCUUUUCCUUGGUUUAGGAUCAUUGGGGGCAACCCAGGAGAAUUAUAUGUGUGUUGAGACUAUAUCCCUGUGAGAACACAUUGUAACUUGACCACUUCCGUUCAGAGAGGCAGUACCAAAAGGAGUCGGACAUUCCUGUCGGGCCCUGUUCUUUGUCUCAGGAGAAAAGGUGGUAGCCUUCACAGCCUCUUCACCUGUCUUCCGAAGCACCAACCAAUUUCCGCCUGGGUAUUAUUUCACAAACACACUGCCCUGCCUGCCAGAAAUACUUGCCAAUCAGUCAUGUAUUUGGAUUGCACCAUUCUAGGGAGCAUGUUUGUUGUGUAUCAAGCUCACUGCAUACAUUUGCAGCAAACCUCCCCCUGCCCCUCCACCCCUCCCACUCCCACAAAGGAUGUAAUACAAAUUAGGUAAGGUCUGGCUUGAGAAAGGAAGAAGUGGUAAUUUGGUGCAGAAGGUUGGGGGAGGAGAGACAUGUGAGCCAGCGUGAAGUACGAGAGGCUUUGAUGAGCAACCAGAGA
This is a messenger RNA of Manis javanica (Malayan pangolin), 8091 nucleotides long. It is a transcript of the gene STXBP5L, whose product is annotated as syntaxin binding protein 5L. Gene Ontology annotation, cellular component: plasma membrane; cytoplasm; SNARE complex. Lineage: Eukaryota; Metazoa; Chordata; Mammalia; Pholidota; Manidae. The record is from RefSeq and is a predicted model, not a curated record. Gene Ontology annotation, molecular function: GTPase activator activity; syntaxin binding; myosin II binding. Gene Ontology annotation, biological process: exocytosis; Golgi to plasma membrane transport.